GGAAUGGAACACUUGAAAACUCAUGAUAUGGAGGGGAAUGGAACACCUGAAUCACAUGAUAUGGAGGGGAUUGGAACACCUGAAUCACAUGAUUGGGAUGGGAUUGGAACCCCCGAAUCACAUGAUUUGGAGAGGAUUGGAACACCUGAAUCACAUGAUUGGGAGGGGAUUGGAACACCUGAAUCACAUGAUAUGGAGGGGAUUGGAAACACCUGAAUCACAUGAUUGGGAGGGGAUUGGAACACCUGAAUCACAUGAUUGGGAGGGGUAUUGGAACACCUGAAUCACAUGAUUGGGAGGGGAUUAAAACACCUGAAUCACAUGAUAUGGAGGGGAUUGGGAACACCUGAAUCACAUGAUUGGGAGGGGAUUGGAACACCGUGAAUCACAUGAUAUGGAGGGAUUGUGAACACCUG
Staurois parvus is the source of this 416-nucleotide messenger RNA. Lineage: Eukaryota; Metazoa; Chordata; Amphibia; Anura; Ranidae. The record is from the annotation of a GenBank genome assembly.